Molecule: messenger RNA, 1548 nt
Organism: Lynx canadensis (Canada lynx)
Lineage: Eukaryota; Metazoa; Chordata; Mammalia; Carnivora; Felidae
Gene: CD1H11orf16
Product: chromosome D1 C11orf16 homolog
Source: RefSeq, a predicted model, not a curated record
UCCCUGAAGGCCAUGGAAUCCUCUGCAGGGCCCAGGAUUCCUUUGCCCAAAUACUGCAGUGUGGCCUCAACCCUGAAGUCCGCCUCCUGGGCUGGUGCUGCUCCCUGCUGGGACUUCUCCUUCACCUGCCCCUUUGCCAUCCAGGCACCCUGGCUCAGCCGGCACAUCCCCCUUACCAGAUAUGCAUCUUACCACCCGUGUCUCCACAUUGCUGACUCCGCAUGGCAGGGGCCUGGCUGGUCGGGAAGAGUUGGAGAUGCUGCUGACACAUGGAUCCUCGCAAGAAGGGCACCAGAUGGCUUUUAUUACUGGGCUCAGAUAAAGGCUGCUCCAGAGUUGGAGAGACAGGGGGCCCUGCUUGUGGAAUUUGAGGUUCCCACUGCCACAGACCCAAAGCUGCCAGCCCAGCGGCAGAGUGUGGUCUUAGAAGAAGAUGUCAUUCAGUUCUUGCCGUGCGUAGAACACUCACCACGGCCAGGGGACAAGGUGCUUGCAGCCUGGGAUCCAGACCAGCAGCGGUAUGGCCCUGGCACGGUUCUCUUGGGCUUGGAGGCGAGAGACCCCCUGAGAGCAUCAAAAGGAGGAGGAAUUACUGUUCACUUCUGGAAUGGCAAGACAGCUACUGUGCCUCUGGGCCAGGUCAGGUGGGUGCCCCCAGCUGUGUGGAAGAAGGCUGUGGAGAGGCUGCACAAGCCUUUAACCAGGGAGCACCCCGGGCCCCUCCUCUGGGCCCCUUGCUGCUCUCCGCUGGGACCGGUCGCUGGAUGUGUCAUCAGCGGGCUUUCUCCAGGCUCUCUGUUCCUGUGCCCGCCCUGUCUCCCCCAGGCCUGCUGCCAGCUGCCGUACCAGACCUGCCUCUGCUACUGUCCCUGGGCAGGACCCACCUGGUGGCCUCUAGCCAGGGCCUCAGGGGCCACAGCCACAGAACAUCCAGAGGUGGAACUAAAGCCCACAGCACAACUUUUGCCUCUGGAGGGUCCUGCAGAAGAGGAAGCAGUAGCAGUGCAAGCUCCCAUGGGUGUUUCUUCCUCUUCUUCCUCCUCUUCUUCUGAGGAAGAGGAUUUGGAGAACGGUCUGGAGAUGCGCCUCCCGCAGAGGCUGGCGGUGGACAGCACAGUCAACACAGACCCUAUUCUUCUUGAGAAGUCUCUGAGGAGGCAGGGUGCCCUCUGCCAGCCCGAGUGGAGGUAUUGGAGGAGAAACGGGCCUGAGCCCUGUCCUGGGAAGCCAGGAACAAGACGUGGCAUCAUCUGGAAAGAGAGGGGCGGCAAACAACAGAGGGUACGAACUGUAGUGGUGGGGAGAACCAAGGAGCUGGUUCUGGAAGCAAGCGGCAUGAAGUGGCCACAGAGAGAGGAAGCUGAACACAGAAAAUGGAGCCAGGGUACAGUGACACACGGGAGGGAAAGGAAUGGCCCUCAGAACGAACGCCCUGAGGAGCCAGGAAAACGCACAGACCCACGAUUUUGCAUUCAGUUUCAGAAGGCUUACAGAACCCACAAGGCUGAUCACAGUCUCCUUGGGGAGGCCAGGAUCCCACUGAAAUGA